Molecule: messenger RNA, 1183 nt
Organism: Cephus cinctus (wheat stem sawfly)
Lineage: Eukaryota; Metazoa; Arthropoda; Insecta; Hymenoptera; Cephidae
Gene: mRpL44
Product: 39S ribosomal protein L44, mitochondrial
Exons: 5
Coding region: 96-1115 (339 amino acids)
Biological process (GO): RNA processing
Molecular function (GO): double-stranded RNA binding; ribonuclease III activity
Source: RefSeq, a predicted model, not a curated record
AAUGGGUAAUGCCAUUAAAGCGUUUUUUCAUGGCCGCUUUCUGAUUUUAUAACUGGAUAUACUAACAACUAAGUCCCUUCAUUGAUAAAGCUGCAAUGACGACCUUACACUCAUGUGCCAAAAUGAUAAGCCAGCUUCACAGAUUAAUUCCGAUAACUUGCUCAGGUCAAAGAGGUUUUAAAAGAUGGGUUGCUCCAGUGAAAAAGGUAAUGGCAGUCCGCCAAAAAAAAAUGGGUCCUCAACCUGUACCCAUUCGAAAUACAUUUCUAGAAUGGAACUUUGAUGCUGAAAUAUUUGCUUUUAACAAAAGAUUAUCUGAACAGUUUGAUUCAGAACUUCUUGUACAAGCACUAACACAUAGGUCAUAUGUGAUUCAAGAAGAACAAAAACAGAGAGAUGUUGGUAUUACAGAGCCUAAGCUUGACAUAGAAGAUAAUCGAGAAAUGAUUGAAGAAGGUGCUGAAUUGACAUCAAGGAUUGUUGUCUCCUAUUUAGGGAAAUGUUUACCUCUUGCACCAGAAGAAUGUAUUUUUGCGCUUCAUGAUCAUCUUUUAUCCCAGAAAACUUUGGCUCAUGUUUCUUCACACAUUGGGACAAAGGAUAUCAUUUUAGUGGCUGGAAAUAUAGCAGACGAAGGAAUCCUAGCUGACACGUUUCUAGCAUUGGUGUCAGCUCUCACUCGUAGCGUUGACGUUAUCCAUGCUGGUGCAUUCGUUCGGGACUUUCUAAUUGCAACAUUAGCUGAGAAAGAUCUCAUUGAGAUAUGGACUCCAUCAAAUCCGCUAGAAAAUUUGAAUGAAAUACUUCGAAAAGAUAAUCGUCAACUUGCAGAACCCAGGCUAAUUUCCCAAACUGGUAUAAACAGUCUAAUACCAGUGUAUCGAGUAGCAGUAUAUUCAAACAAAGAAUUUCUGGGCGUUGGUUGUGGUGAAACCAUUGAUGUGGCAAAGGAAGUGGCAGCAACAGAUGCCUUACUUCGUAUAUUUAAUUUAAAUAAUUAUCAGAACCUAAAAUACGAUUUGAAGGUCGAUAUUUCCAAAGAUAAUAUGGAAAAUCUACCCUUAACAAAAUGGUGCACAGAGAAUGUACAAAAAGUCUUACAACUCAAAACAUAGCAAUCAAACAUAGGUAUUGUAAAAGCUAAACAUGUGUAUAUCUAAUAAAUAAUUGUUAAUAUAACAAA